CCCGGAGAAUCUAAAAAUAGUUAAACACGUGUUCACGAGCCGUGAAAAAAGCACCGCGAGUCGACAAACACGUGGAGUUUCUUUCAGCAAUAUUCUUGAAAGAAAACGGAGAAAAUGACAGAAAAAGAAGUUAAACUAGGACCAGUGGUGAUUGAGGGUAAGACCAAGGUGGUGUACCAGGCGGCGGACGACCCAGAACUGGUGGUGCUACAGUCCAAGGACCGCAUCACGGCGGGGGAUGGGGACCGCUCCCACGACCUGAAAGGGAAGGCUGCGAUCUCCACAGAUACAACAACCGCCAUCUUUGAGUUACUGAAUGCUGCAGGUAUAAAAACUCAUUUUGUGAGGCGCCAGGGAGAGACGGCAUUCAUUGGAUACAAGUGUGAGAUGAUUCCCAUAGAAUGGGUCACAAGGAGGAUUGCAACUGGGUCAUUCCUGAAGAGAAACCAAGGGGUCAAAGAGGGAUUUAGGUUCUGUCCCCCUAAACAAGAGACCUUCUUUAAGGAUGAUGAGAACCACGACCCCCAGUGGUCGUACGAGCAGUGCCUCGCCGCUCAGAUUAAGGUAGGAGGCGUUCUGAUUGGUCGGGAUGAGCUGGACAUCAUGAGCCGGACAACAGUAACGGUGUUUGAAAUCCUGGAGAGGAGCUGGGCUUCAUUGGACUGCAGCUUAAUCGACAUGAAAAUAGAAUUUGGAGUUAAACCCAGCACAGGGGAGAUCCUACUGGCUGAUGUGAUAGACAGUGAUUCUUGGCGUCUGUGGCCAUCAGGAGACAAGCGUCUGAUGAAGGAUAAGCAGGUCUACAGAGAACUAAAGGAAGUGACUGCAGAUGCCCUGGACAUGGUCAAGAGGAACUUUGAAUGGGUGGCUGUUAGGGUCAAGCUGCUGUCCCCCAAACCCCAGGCCAGAGCCGUGGUUCUGAUGGGGUCCUCCUCAGACAUGGCCCAUAGUGAGAAGAUCAGGAUGAACUGCCAGACACUGGGCGUGCCCUGUGAACUGAGGGUGACCUCCGCCCACAAAGGCACUGAGGAGACAAUGAAAAUCCUGGCUGAGUAUGAAGGUGAAGGAAUACCCACUGUGUUUAUAGCAGUUGCAGGCAGAAGUAAUGGUCUGGGUCCAGUUCUCUCAGGAAACGCCACGUGGCCAGUCAUCAACUGUCCCCCUCUGUCCGGGGACUGGGGAUCACAUGACAUCUGGUCAUCUCUCAGGUUACCCUCAGGGCUGGGCUGCAGCACAGUGAUGUUCCCAGAGGGCGCUGCUUUGUGUGCUGCACAGAUUCUCUCCCUUAGUGAUCAUGUCAUCUGGAGUAAGAUCCGGGCCAAGCAACUUAACACCUGGAUUGGUCUCAAAGAAGCAGAUAAAAAGUCCAGGAAUGAUAAGUGAUUCUUGACAAGACAUAAAUUCUUUCACUCAGAACCUUUUUUCCUGUUCAUAUUAUGCAUGAAAUUUCAGGUACAACUCAUGUAGACCAUGUUCAUGCAGAUGAAAAAUAUUAAUCUCAUGUUUCAUUCAGAAGUUUGUAUACAUUAAAGUGCCAUUUGUUAUUUUUUUCAGUCUUUACCAAGUUUAUGUUUCUAAGAUUUGUUUAGGUUUAACAGAGGCAUUAAACUGACAUAUCUUUAAUAAAUGAUACAUACUGAA
Saccostrea cuccullata (small rock oyster) is the source of this 1641-nucleotide messenger RNA. RefSeq names its product multifunctional protein ADE2-like. Gene Ontology annotation, biological process: 'de novo' IMP biosynthetic process. The coding region runs from base 115 to 1383 and encodes 422 amino acids. The record is from RefSeq and is a predicted model, not a curated record. Gene Ontology annotation, cellular component: cytosol. Lineage: Eukaryota; Metazoa; Mollusca; Bivalvia; Ostreida; Ostreidae. Gene Ontology annotation, molecular function: phosphoribosylaminoimidazolesuccinocarboxamide synthase activity. The transcript is spliced from 8 exons.